AUGCACCUGCAUCGAUUUUUGGCAUUUAAACAAUUUUCUGAUGGUCAACAAGAAUUAGUAGCAACUGGUUCUCUUCUUUCAGUUAAUCAUGAUCGUCUUAUAUUGAAAAGACUAGUAUUAAGUGGACAUCCAUUUAAAAUUCAUAAAAGAUCAUCUGUUAUUCGAUAUAUGUUUUUUAAUUCUGACGAUGUUAAUUGGUUUAAACCAAUUGAAUUACAUACACAAGAUGGGGUCCCCGAGGACAUAUUAAAGAAUUACUUUGUUUUGUUAUUUAUUGUUAUUGAUUAA
Molecule: messenger RNA, 288 nt
Organism: Rotaria sp. Silwood1
Lineage: Eukaryota; Metazoa; Rotifera; Eurotatoria; Philodinida; Philodinidae
Source: the annotation of a GenBank genome assembly